Penicillium coprophilum is the source of this 3762-nucleotide messenger RNA. RefSeq lists its product as uncharacterized. The transcript has a single exon. The record is from RefSeq and is a predicted model, not a curated record. Gene Ontology annotation, molecular function: protein binding. Bases 1 to 3762 code for a protein of 1253 amino acids. Lineage: Eukaryota; Fungi; Ascomycota; Eurotiomycetes; Eurotiales; Aspergillaceae.
AUGGACUUCCUGUCUUCUCUCCGUAGUGCAAUGCCUGGAGGGCUUGAGGACAGUAUAGGAUUCUCCGAGCAGAAGGAGCCUCUAUCUCCGCUCCACGCGGCAGUUGAUGCGGAAGAUGUGGAUCAGGUGCGCCAAUUGGCUGCCACCGCAGACCCUGUCGCUCUGACUGCGGCUCUACAUCGAUCCUGCGAAAGUGGUAAAAUUACCAGCGCCCAGGCUUUGAUUGAGAGCGGGCGAUGUGAUGUCAACACGGCUGUGGAUGGAGACACGCCUUUAUUCUUGGCCGCGAACAGGGUCCAGUUGGCCAUAGUCAAACUCCUGCUUCAACAUGGGGCUGAUGUCACGACAAAAUCCAGGAACAAGCGGUCUAGAGACAAGCUCCCUGCCUUUACCCCCUUCCACGGAGUGGUGGACAGUGUGGGUCCCUACCAAAAGCUGGACGACCUGUCCCGCUAUGAAGAGCUGAUGCAGGUGCUGCUGGACGCUGGGUGCGACAUCAAUGCGCGGGAUGCCCACGGACAGACUGCGUUGCUACUUUCAGUACACAACGAGACCGCCCUUGUUCCAUUUCUCUUGCAACAUGGAGCGGAUCCGAACAUCGCAGAGGACCGGGGAGGCACUUCUAUGCAUUUUCUCCACCAUCCCUUGGACCACCCAGAGUUGUUCAAGAGCCUCAUGGCACACGGAGGCCGCCUGGAUAUUAUCCGAGAUGAAGAUGGUCAUACCCCGCUGCAUGCGUAUGCGUCUAAAUGGCAGCUGGGCGAUCUCUCGCUGUUCCAGCCAUUUGUGUCGGAUUGGACGAUCACUGACGGUAAGGGCAACACCCUUCUUCAUAUCGCUGCCGCAAAACAUAGGUGCGGGAGUAGCACUAUAGUGGAAUUGUUGAAGCUUGGAGUCGAUCCCAACCAGAGGAAUCACGAAGGGCAACAGGCUAUCCACAUGGUGGAGGGGUCGGAACAAGACAUCCAGGAUGUGUUGGACAUUCUCUGCGCAGCCGGUGCAGAUCUCGAAGCCAGAGACUAUCGUGGAUGUACGCUUCUUACCAAGGCCAUGCGCAGCCAUGCACAAUGGAAUUGUCGCAAGCUUCUUCCCUACCUCAUCAGCCGCGGAGCCAAUAUCAACGCGCAGGAUUACAAAGGCAACGGGGUACUAUCCUAUCUGAUUGAGCCAUACAACUUCCGAUUUGAGUACUUGGAAUUUCUACUGUCUCUUGGUGCAGAUCCAAAAUUGGCAAAUUACGAAGGAGACACACUCUUGCAUCAUCUCGCGGCCAAUUUUGCCACUAUCAACCAAGACACGGUCCUUCUGGCCAUGAUCCGACUUGUCAAAAUGGGGAACUCCCCGACGAUUCCCAAUUUCCGAGGCCAGACACCUCUGCAUAUGUUAUGCAGUCAGUCUUCAGAUAAUUUGUUCGCGGCGACCGCAAAGGGAGGCAAGUGUGCUAUUGACCUACUUCUAGAUGCGGGUCUCGGUGUCGCUUUAAACAUGAGUGAUCACCAGGGAAUUCGACCUAUCCAUCUAGCUGCUACUGUUUCAGAACACUUGGUCGGUAAAUUACUCGCUCGUGGGGCUGACCCCACGACCUCAACAAAGGAUGGCCGCAAUAUGUUGCAUAUUGCAUCAACCGCGCGUCAAAGUAACUCGGUAGGGUUGAUUUUGGACCACUACAACUCGAAACAACUCGCUCUAAUGCUCAAUGCACGCUCGGAAGAUGGAAGGACGCCGCUGCAUGUGGCCUGCCGAUCUGGGAGACUGGAGACAGUGAACCUUCUCCUAUCAUAUGGAGCAGAUGUUACGAUCGAGGACAAGAACAACCAUACACCUCUAGAUGCAUGUGCCGAGUCCAUCACGGAAGAGCAGCUUUGGCAGGGGGCCGACGACCAAGAAAACAUGAUGAACACACGAUCUGCGGCAGGGAUAUUGGCAGAAGAUAGCCAUCGGCCGUCACAGCCAGAUUCGAAGAUUGGAACGAAGCAUCGAAAUACCAAAGGUUUGGGGUGGAAAGGAGAAAUUACAUCUGAAAGUUCAACGAUUGGAAUCGGACGAAUCAUACAAGCAUUGGCGUCUAAUGGAGCUGUGGCAUAUGAAAAGAAAUCUGGUGCCAGUCCCAUGUACUAUGCAGUUGACGAGGGAAAUGAGGAAAUGGCCGUGGAGUUGGAGAGAUUAUCACGAGCAAUGAAUCUUGAGAUGAAAGGUCACCGCCACACCAACACUGAUUACUAUCUGCUGCGUGCUCAGCCCCUCAUAGACCUCCUCCAGGAACAAUUCAAGGAAUACGUCUCUGAGCGUAAUGUGCUCCCAAUGAUCUUGCUCGGUCACCAUGAGGAGGUUGCACAGGCGCUGGAGAAAAAUGCUUCCGUUCUCGAGGACAAAUCCGGCAUGCCAGCGAUUAUGAUCUCUCUUGCGAGAUGGGGAUUCUCCGAGCUCUUUGAACGGAUUGGUGAUACAAUGUCAGACAACUGGAUUAACGGCGACAAUACCAAUCUUUGGGGUCAAAAGCUGACCCCGCCUCUUCUUACGGCUGCUCAGCGAAUUCUUCCUAACCUGGAUGUUAUUCGAGUCAUGGUCAAGAAGUUCAAGGCAGAUGUCAACAUCAGAUUCACAGCGGAUAUGAUUGAUAAACCCCAGAUAAGCUACCAAACAAGGAUGGCACUGAACCGACAUUACCAACCGGGUGACACGAUCCUCCAUCAACUGGCUCACGGUACGCACUGGUGGUAUGAAGGGGCCAUUCGGUACCUCCUGGAACAUGGAGCCGAUCCCAACGCCCAGAACGACCAGGGAAAGACGCCUUUAUGCAAUGCAGUUUCACAGGGAGAGCUAGGGGGUUACCGCCAGCUCGAAAUUACGAAAGCAUUGCUGGAGGGAGGUGCUGACCCUAACAUAGCUACACCAUGUGGUUAUACCCCGCUGGCUAUGUCAGCGCACGACACCCAGUUGUUCCAAUUGCUGAUCGAACAUGGAGCAUAUCCCUCUCAGGACCAGCCCAUGGAACUCUUCGUUGCGUUGUCAAGUUUUAACAAAGAUGUGGCCUCGGCUCUCUUAGAAAUGGACCUGGAUUGCAAUACAACGGUGUUAUCCAAUGAACAACCACAUUGGCAUACGGACCGUGUCCAAAAGGACCCGGCAACCGGCGAGCUCAAGCUGAGCCCCCUUCUUUACAUCUCCAUGUUGCCAUUUAACGAAGCCAAUUGCCGUGACCAUGCCUGCAGGAUGAUUGAAUUUCUGUUCGAACGCGGAGCAGACCCCUUCCUGCCUUGCGACAGGAGUCAAGUGAUUCUACACGAGAUUUUCGCCAACGGAGGAAUUAUCCAACCAUGGCUAGACCAACCUGAUCUUGACCUCGAACGACGAGACCCCAGAGGAAGAACGCUGCUACUGGCAGCGGCGAGCUCUACGACCGGAACCAACUCUUAUGCUUGCACAGUCACGGCAUACCCACACCGAGGGGGAAGUAUUGAACAGGCUCCCUGGAAAGAAGGUGAUCCCACGCGCGCAAUGGCCCUGUAUGAAAAGGGAGCGGAUUUGAGAGCAGUAGAUAACGAGGGAAACAAUGUACUGCAUUAUCUGGCUGAUGUUGAAUGCUCUGAUCAUUUCGCAUCGAUCGAAGCUCGACGAACUUUGACUUUGUUUGUGAAUCAAGCCCCCGAGUUGGUACUCCAGACCAAUGUGCACGGGCAGACGCCCUGGUCGAUAGCGGCAGAGAAGCAUUUUGUGGAGUUCAUGGAGAUCUUGCGGACAGAUAAUGUGCACGCGGAAUGA